This is a messenger RNA of Brugia malayi, 717 nucleotides long. RefSeq lists its product as uncharacterized. The transcript is spliced from 4 exons. The record is from RefSeq and is a predicted model, not a curated record. NCBI's taxonomy places the organism in Eukaryota, Metazoa, Nematoda, Chromadorea, Rhabditida, Onchocercidae. Bases 1 to 717 code for a protein of 238 amino acids.
AUGUGGAAAUUAUUACGGAUCAAGGACAUCAAAAUCGAUAAAGACGGUAAAGUUAGGAACGUUCAGGUGGAAACUCCCACUGGGAAACUUCUCGAUCGUCCAAUAAAUGUCUUAUAUCCUCUCGAAGUUAAUGAUGAAGAAAUUCAUCUUGAACCUAAUAAGAAAGAAAAUAUGAAAUUUCCGGAAACCGAACAGAACACUGAGGAGCUCCAGGAACCUAUUGCGAUGCGAACUAGGAGCAAUACAAAACGACAAUCUCGAUUAAAGGAGGACCAAACAACUAUCACCGCACCAUCAUCAGAAACCUGUUUCACGACAGGAGCAUGGUCUUUAUGCCUCAAAGAUAAAACGAAACGAUCACAAGGAUGGUUCAGGCCUAUCAUCGUAUCGGGUUACUUCAUUGCAUACGUAAGGACAGUACUAGAGUUGGGUAUAUCGCUUCAUACAUUACGGUUGGUUGAUGAAUUGAAGAUGUCUCGCUAUAUGAUGGUUGAAAUAAUAUCUUCACAUGUCCUUUAUAAGGAUGAAUUCUUGAAAUAUCUUUCGUUAGCAUCAAAUAUCAAAGUUGUACGCAUUCUGUUGCCAUGUCAUUGGACUGAACGAGUGGAGCGAUGUGCAUUUGGAUGUUUCCUUAAUGCUGACUUUGCAUGUUUCAUGAAAUGUGGAUGGGCUUCAUUAUUUCAUUAUAUUCCUCAUGCUUCUCUUGUUUUCUUAUGA